Messenger RNA from Arachis ipaensis, 3640 nucleotides. It is a transcript of the gene UPL7, whose product is annotated as ubiquitin-protein ligase 7. Gene Ontology annotation, molecular function: ubiquitin protein ligase activity. Gene Ontology annotation, biological process: protein polyubiquitination; ubiquitin-dependent protein catabolic process. NCBI's taxonomy places the organism in Eukaryota, Viridiplantae, Streptophyta, Magnoliopsida, Fabales, Fabaceae. The record is from RefSeq and is a predicted model, not a curated record.
GGAGAAAUUGGUGAAUAAUUAUACUGCUGCAAGGACAGCCAUAUGGAUUUCAAACAAUUUAUUGAGACCAUUUCUUUUCUUUAUAACCCGAUUCUCAACCUGGCUUCAGAUAGCCCAAAGCAAGAAAAUACACUCCAUGAAGAUUUGCUUCACCAUCUUAUUGGAAAGCAUGAACUCUUCAGAUUCAAAGCAGAACUUUUGCUUUCUCGCUAUUGGUACGCCUGAAGAGAGAAGAAUAUGGAUUUACCAGGCACGGAGGCUAACUUCUCUCGGUUUCUCCAUUCUUUCAGAGUUCAGUGAAUGCAUUUCAGGUGCUCAGAAUUUAAAUAUUGUGACAUCACUUGCAAUGCGUCUCUUGGUCAUGUUUACUGAUCCAAAAGGAUGGAAAGGCAUUGUUGAUGACAAUCGUCAAGAUGCAGAUUUAGCAGCGAAGGAUUUAAUUCAGUUCAUUGGGAGUAAUAAAAGUGGUAGUUAUGUAUCUAUUGCUAGAUAUAUAACUGCACUUGAUAAUUAUUCUUGCCAGACAAAAAAUAUCAUCCCGGCAGAUGAACUUUUUUUUAUUACUGCAAGUGCGAUAACUUUAGCCGUGCGUCCAUUUUAUCUGACAAACAUCGAUGUAAUUGGGCCUGAUAUGCUGGAUCACAACCAUGCCACUAAGCAGUACAUUGUCUAUUUACUGACUAUUCCUUCGCUUCUACAACAUUUACCAUCUGUUCUUCAACCUGCAUUAAGGCACAAAUCAAUUUUAUUCCCAUGCUUCAAGACUCUAUUGAUUUUGAAAGAGAAAGUUUUAAUGGAGAUGUCAGAGUUAGUACAGUCAGAUAAUCUUGUUGCUUUCAGGGAAAUUCCUCCAGUUGGUUGGGCUCUCACUAACAUUAUAUGUCUAGCAACAGGAAAUGAGAAUGGUUCUGUGAAUGCUAGAUCCUUGAAUCAAGGUUUGGACUAUGCAUUGUACGUUCAUGUUGUUAUAACUUUAGCAGAAAGCCUACUUGCUCAUCUUGAUAAUAUUGGAUGGAUGCGAAAGAAAAGAAAAACCGUUCAAACUGAUGCUGGAACGUCAACAGAUCCAGUUGGUACAGUUAUGUAUGAUGGUGAAGCAACCUAUGAGUCAUUAAUAAUGUCAUACAUGGAUCAAUUUAGGCCUGUUACUCAGCUGUCACAUCUUACAAAUCUUUUGGCUUCAAUAAAUAGAGAUGGCACCAACAAGGUUGAGACUCCACAGUCAAAUCGUCUGCCAUGUCUUAAGAAACUAGAUUUGUUUGAUGUUGCACUAUUUUAUUCUAAUUUGCUUAGAGUAUUUUCAACCUUGAGUCCAAUUCGUGGCUCAUUACCAGUUCUCAACAUGCUGUCCUUCACUCCUGGAUUUAUUCUCCAAUUGUGGGAGGUACUGGAGGUUUCCCUUUUUUCUGGAGACAAACAUAUAUCUGUUUAUCACACAAGUGGGAAUGCCAAACAUAAAACGUUUGAGAAGAUUCAAAAACAGAUAAGUAAAGAUGGGGGUAAUAGGUGGGUCAAUGUUCUUCAGAAGUUUACAGGUAAGUCACAAGCUGCAAGUGAUGUUACAGAUCCUGUUGGCAGUUAUUCUGAGCCCAGCAGAGAGAAUGAAGAUUCACUAGAGCUAUGGGACGUAGAACCUAUGAGGCAUGGCCCACAAGGGAUUCCAAAGGAUAUGUUUUCUGUGCUUCAUCUCUUCUGUGCAACCUAUUCUCACCUGCUUUCUGUUCUUGAUGACAUAGAGUUCUAUGAGAAACAAGUUCCAUUCAGAUUAGAGCAACAACGAAGAAUUGCGUCAAUGCUAAAUACCCUAGUGUAUAAUGGUUUGUCCCAUGGUAGUGGUUCUCAUAAUAAGCCUCUCAUGGAUUGUGCUAUCAGAUGCUUACAUUUAAUGUAUGAAAGGGAUUGUAGACACCCAUUUUGUCCUCCUGAUUUGUGGCUUGCUCCCGCUAGAAAAAGCCGGCCACCAAUUGCAGUUGCUGCCAGAACCCAUGAAGUUUUAUCAGCCAACCUAAGAUUUGAUGAUUCAUCAGCUUCCCUGAGUGCAGGUUCUGUUAUCAUCAUUACCCCUCAUGUUUUCCCUUUUGAAGAAAGAGUUGAGAUGUUUCGCGAAUUAAUCAAGAUGGAUAAGGCCUCGCGAAAAAUGGCUGGUGAAAUUUCUGAACCUGGUUCACGAGCAAUUGAGAUAGUAGUAUGUCGGGGUCAUAUUGUUGAAGAUGGAUUCCGACAAUUGAAUUCCCUUGGGUCAAGAUUGAAGUCCUCUAUCCAUGUGUCAUUUGUCAGUGAAUGUGGCCUUCCUGAGGCUGGCCUGGACUAUGGUGGAUUAUCUAAGGAAUUUUUGACAGACUUAUCAAAAGCAGCUUUUGCUCCUGAAUAUGGAUUAUUUUCCCAAACCUCAACCUCCGAUAGGCUUCUAAUUCCUACUGAAUCUGCAAGAUAUUUAGAUAAUGGUCUUCAAAUGAUUGAGUUCCUUGGAAGAAUUGUUGGUAAAGCUCUUUAUGAAGGAAUAUUACUUGAUUACUCCUUCUCUCAUGUUUUUGUACAAAAGCUAUUGGGACGGUAUAGCUUUCUUGAUGAGUUAUCAACACUUGAUCCAGAGCUAUACAGGAAUGUUUUGUAUGUCAAGAAUUAUGAGGGUGACGUGAAGGAACUCUGUCUUGAUUUCACAGUAACUGAAGAAUCAUUUGGCAAAAGACAUGUGAUUGAGCUUAAGUCUGGUGGAAAAGAUAUUUCUGUGACAAACGAGAAUAAGUUGCAGUAUAUACAUGCAAUGGCUGAUUAUAAACUCAACAUACAGAUACUGCCAUUGUCAAAUGCAUUUUAUAGAGGGUUAACCGAUCUUAUAUCUCCAUCCUGGUUGAAAUUAUUCAAUGCCGGUGAAUUUAAUCAGUUGCUUUCAGGUGGCAAUUAUGAUAUUGACAUUGAUGAUUUGAAAAAUAACACCCGAUACACUGGAGGUUACAAUGAGGGAAGCAAGACAAUCAAGAUUUUUUGGGAGGUGGUUAAAGGCUUCAAACCAGAUGAGCGCUGUAUGCUUCUUAAAUUUGUCACGAGUUGUUCUCGUGCUCCAUUACUUGGGUUUAAAUACUUGCAGCCAGCUUUUACAAUCCACAAGGUUGCUUGUGAUGUUCCUCUUUGGACAACAUUUGGAGGACAAGAUGUGGAUCGGCUUCCAUCAGCUUCAACCUGCUACAAUACUCUUAAGCUUCCAACGUACAAACGACCUGGCACAUUGAGAACGAAGCUGCUAUAUGCCAUUACCUCAAAUGCUGGAUUUGAACUUUCUUGAUUCACGUCAGGUAGUUUAGAUCCUCUUUAUUUGGUAUCAUAUCCGCAAAGGCUGGUAGAUAAAGGUAGCACAAGUUUAGGCCAUGAAUCUCCAAGAGUGCUCUGUAAAAUUUUUGGUAAAGGAAAUUGAAUCCCGGUUCGUUUUGGCAACACAUUAUUUGCUUCCAGAGGAAUGCUUUUCCAAACAGCCAGUUGAUGAUAUGUUUGUUACUUCGUCCAUUCUUCCAAUCCGUGGGAGAUUCUGUACUUCCGUAGUAUGUUCAUAUUGGAACAGUAUACGACUGGUUAUUUGAACCAACUCUCUAAAUGCAAAUAGCGAUCAUUUUGCAAUUAAAAUAUGUGAUUUAUUUGCUUUCGA